Rubroshorea leprosula is the source of this 915-nucleotide messenger RNA. The record is from the annotation of a GenBank genome assembly. Lineage: Eukaryota; Viridiplantae; Streptophyta; Magnoliopsida; Malvales; Dipterocarpaceae.
GGUGCACUUGACAGAGAGAGAAAGGCAGAAACUGCAGGUGUGGUCUCGAAUUAUGCCUUGCAGAGAGUCUUUCGCCUGGGCUAUUGUUCCUUUAUUUGAUAAUAGCAUUGGUGCUGCUUCUGGUGGAUCUGCUUCUCCUAGUAGCCCUUUUGCUCCCAGCAUGUCUGGGUCUAGUUCCCAUGAGGGUGUCCUUGAGUCUGUUGCAAAGAUUACAUUAGAUGGGAAGAUGGUAGCAAUUCCAAGUGGAUUCCUAAUGAUGAGAAAAAUGCAUCUGGAAAUGGAAACACUCAUGGAAAUCCAGAUCUCAAUGUUGGUGAUCUUUUCCAUUCUAACUGUGAGCUUGAGUUGGAAAAGGAAUCUAUUCGUAAGAGUUGAGCUAAGAAAGGAUGAUGCAGAUGUUCGUAGACAAACUUUAGAGGCAAUGCAUCCAAGGGAACCUGGUUUAUCACUUCAGAAGUGGGCUCACACGCAAGUUGCUGUUGGUGCUUGGAUGGCCUGCUACCAUGAUGAAAUUAAAGUUUCCCUCCCUGCUGUUUGGGCACCAUUGCAUGAACUUAUAUUCACUCUCUUCCAUGUUGAUCUUCAAAUGAAAUUAGAAGUUCCAAAACCAGUAGUAAUUGGAUAUGCAGCACUUCCAUUAUCCACCCAUGCACAGUAUGCAACUGCCUUUAUGUAACCAAACCUUUCGGGCACUAUUCAUUCUUGAUGUAGUAUGGUCUAUAUGUAUCUGUGCACACUGAAAGGCAUAGCACCUUUGUUGAGGGAACAAAAAAAAAUAAGAACAUAAAAGAAAGAAAGAAAUUAUAAUCAUUGAAUUUUUCCAAAUGAUUCUAGGUUGCUAUUUUGCUUCUUACUGAGAUCACUCCAAAAAGUAUAGCUGUUCACAAUCCCGUGGAGGUUGCUAGAUUUGUGGUA